Molecule: messenger RNA, 180 nt
Organism: Striga hermonthica
Lineage: Eukaryota; Viridiplantae; Streptophyta; Magnoliopsida; Lamiales; Orobanchaceae
Source: the annotation of a GenBank genome assembly
CUGGAAUUAUUAUGAGCAUUCUUGAGCAGUACAGGCUGUUUACUGGCCAGACAGUAAACCUCAAUAAAUCUGCUAUUUUCUUCAGCAAGAGUACACCACAACAUCUCCAAAACUCUAUCUGCAGGUCCUUGAAUGGAAUCACUCCUCAUAAAUCAACUAGAUACCUCGGCCUACCCUUGA